This is a messenger RNA of Mycena citricolor, 358 nucleotides long. Lineage: Eukaryota; Fungi; Basidiomycota; Agaricomycetes; Agaricales; Mycenaceae. The record is from the annotation of a GenBank genome assembly.
CCGUGAGAGGGGCUGCAAUACGCGCAAAGGCCGGGAUCAUCCUCCUGAAGUAGCCCGCGAUGCCGAGGAAGCCCAUGAGGUCAGACACAUUCUCGGGCACCGGCCAGUCGGCAACCGCGCCAACUUUGUCCAGGUUGGGCUUCAAGCCCGACGGCCCAACUACUGCGCCGGCAAAUAAGACCUCGGUGAAGAAGAGCUUCGUCUUCGAUGGUGAAAGUGACAGUUGCUUCUCGCGGCACCUGGUGAAGAAGCGCUUCAGGUUCGCCAAUUUGACUUCGAAUACAUCACCUGGCAGGCAGAUAUCGUCCAUCCAAUUGACUAGUUCUCGCCCAAUCAUGUCCUCCAGUGCUGCGGCGAC